Harpegnathos saltator (Jerdon's jumping ant) is the source of this 2712-nucleotide messenger RNA. Its product is annotated as esterase E4. The coding region runs from base 204 to 1832 and encodes 542 amino acids. Lineage: Eukaryota; Metazoa; Arthropoda; Insecta; Hymenoptera; Formicidae. The record is from RefSeq and is a predicted model, not a curated record. The transcript is spliced from 8 exons.
UAGACGUAACAUAAUAAUAAACAAGCACGAGCUAUUCUACGUCUUAUUCUUGUUAUUGUCUUACUUUUCAGAAGUUUUAUGUGCGUCUUGCCAAAUUUGAUGUAGUUCAGUUUGGCGCUAUCGUUUGCGUCGUAUCGUAUGAUAUUCUGAACGAUAAAAGUAAGAAGCAAUUAUUAGUUUUCAAUUUAGCUGUGUCUAAGAGAAUGGAAUCCUUACAGUGUCAAGACACUUCUUUAGUUACUUUAGAAGUACAGAAACUAAUAGUGAGGGUGGAACAAGGUAGUCUGUUAGGAAUUAACAAAAUUACUUCUGAUAAUGUUGGCUACACAGCUUUUCAAGGAAUACCGUACGCGACACCACCAAUCGGCGAAUUAAGAUUUAGGGAUCCUGAGCCUCCCCAACCCUGGAACGAUAUCCUAAACGCAGCUGAAGAAAGCUACAAUAAAUGCAUACAGUUGCAACAAACGCACAGCAGUAAUCUUUGUAAGACUGCAUGCGGUAGAGAGGAUUGCCUUUACCUUAAUAUUUACGUACCGCACAAUUCGAAGCGAAAGAUCGAAAGAAGACCGGUUAUGGUUUGGAUCCAUGGGGACGAUUUCAUUUCGGGGUCAUGCAUGUUUCAGCGGUUGCAACCUGAUUAUUUUAUGGAUAAGGACGUCAUUGUAGUUUGCAUAACCUACAGGCUAGGUAUCCUCGGUUUCUUAAAUAUCGGCCACGAGGAGGCCAGUGGGAAUCAAGGAUUAAAGGAUCUGGUCGCAGCAUUGAAAUGGAUCAAUGUAAAUAUCGCCAAUUUCACCGGAGAUCCUAACAACAUAACCAUUUUCGGUCAUGGCUCAGGCGCGAUAUGCGCGCAUUUGUUAAUGAUAUCGCCGAUGUCGAAAGGUCUCUUUCAUAAGGCUAUUCUCCAAAGUGGCGUCGCUCUGUGUAAUUGGGCGGUGCGAGAGAAUCAACCGGAAGCUUUUCAGCUCGCGUCUUUAAUGGGCUACAAUUUCAAGGAUCCCGUGAAAAUUGUUACAUUUUUCCGAGAAUUAUCCGAUGAUGAAUUAGUCAUAAAGACAGCUAUGGUUACCAAUGUAAAAGAUUUCAAGAUGGUGGUAUUUGGACCUACAAUCGAUAGAGCGGCGAAAAAUCCUUUCCUUCCCUGCCCCAUUCGUGAUUUGAUUGACUACGACAAUGACAUACCGGUCCUUAUUGGACAUAAUUCUCACGAAUUCCUCCACUUCAUGAAAAGAGAUAAGAAACUAUUAAAUUUCUGGACGAUACAAAAAAAUUUUUCGCGCCAUGUGACCGACCUUGUGGGCUCUAAUAAAUCGAAAAUUGUGAAAAAAAUGAAUAAAAAGAUUACUUCGUUUUUCUUCAACGAGCAGCCACUUUCGCGAUGCAGCCCCCUUAGCGUUAUAGACUGCAUGAGUAGUAUUUAUUUUAAUAUUCCCAUUCACACUUUUGUGGAGAUUCGAAGGAUGCGGAGAAAUGCGACGACUUAUUUUUACAUAUUUGCUUUCUCCGAUAAAGUAACAGAACUCAAGCAAUGGCCUGGAACCAUUAUAACUGGACCUUCCCAUUCCGAUGAAGUUAAAUAUUUAUUUAACAAUUUCAAAAAUAAAAAAUGCCCCAAAAUGACUGAUUCUUAUCAAGUGAUGCAUUCUCUCACGACCAUGUGGAGCAAUUUUGCGAGGACGGGAAAUCCGAAUAUCGAGACUAAAUUUAUGAAGACCAUCUGGCGGCCAGCUACAGAGGAUAGCUUUCAGUUUAUGGUUAUUGAUCAUCUUCCUACCACCGAGUAUAAAACCGGUACUUUCCAAUUUUACCCGUUUCUGGAAGAUUGGUAUUGACGCAUUCGUUUCGGCCGAUUUUUACUUGAAGAUCACACGUCUUGUUCUCCGAAGAAAAAUUCUCGGAUGUAUCAAGUUACAGAAAUUUUGACAAAGUACUCGAACUCUCGCACAGCAUGUAUUUAACGCAUGUAUUUUACGAUUGUGUAUCACGUGAUGUAAUGAAUAUUAUUAUAUGAGAGCAAAUAUUUCAAUGCGCGAUCUUUGCGCACGCGCGCGCGCGCAUACAUUUCCCUCGUCCCUCUUCCUUUUUUCAAGUCAUAUAUAGUGGUAGCAGAGUGACCGACUGCCCAGAUCGUCGCGCAACUUUCAUAAUUAUAUAAAAAAAAGUAUCCUUCAGAGCACUUUAUAAAAAUACACGUGGAAACAAUAUAAAAUCUCGACAGUCAAUUUCACCGGAAGAACAUAUAGCGCGAAGAUACGACAAAGUGACAACCCGUUUCGUAUUCUUUGAUCCAAUGAAAAGAGAAGACGAGACAGAAAGGGAGUGCGUGCGCUGGAAACAAGGGGAAGAAAGACAGAUAACAAAAGAGUCAGAGUCGCCGGAAAGUUGGGCAAACUCUCCGGGACGGGCGGCAAGUGAAAUGUUUGAGCUCGCGCUCGAUCGAGGGUUCGGGAGAAGCGCGUUUCCUCGUUCUCUCGCUCUCUUCAAUGAUUCAGUCGGGCGAAUCGAGAUAAAUACAGUUAUAUUCGGACAAAGAAGGGGCCGAGUCACUUUUGUCUCGUCGUGCGGGUAACCAGAGUUCAAUUCCCGAGGGCAGUCUCUCGUAUCGCCUCGGCGUCUUUCUGUCUCCCCUCCUCUCUCUUCUGCUUCCUCUUCUCGCUCUACUCUUCCUCGCGUCCCGCGUAUUUACCGUAUUUUCGCAGGCAACAGCGUCGA